Messenger RNA from Saitoella complicata NRRL Y-17804, 962 nucleotides. RefSeq names its product short chain dehydrogenase. Gene Ontology annotation, molecular function: oxidoreductase activity. Bases 191 to 943 code for a protein of 250 amino acids. The transcript is spliced from 2 exons. Lineage: Eukaryota; Fungi; Ascomycota; Saitoellomycetes; Saitoellales; Saitoellaceae. The record is from RefSeq and is a predicted model, not a curated record.
GUAGUCGCCGACUAAACACCAAGAUGAUGGAGGCCUAACCCUACCGAUUUGAUAGCUGUCGACCAUCCUACAAGGGAGCUUACUGUACUACCUGAACAGUCAAACCUGCUUCGGCACUAAAUCGUUUACCUACAACGAACACCAGACCCUACCUCUUCUUCUCAAUUGAUCCGUCACACCACAUCUCAACAUGUCAUACAAGCUCAAAGGCCGCAACGUCCUCGUCACCGCCUCCUCCAACGGCCUUGGCGCCGAAGUCGCCCGUCAAUUCGCCGCGGCUGGGUGCAACGUCGCCAUCAACUUUCACUCUUCCCCCGACGCCGCAAACACUGUCGUCGAUGCCUGCAAAGCCGAGAACAUCUCCUCCAUCGCAAUCCAGGCCGAUUUGUCGUCCAAAGAUGACUGUGAAAGACUCGUCAAGGAAGCGAAGGAGCAGUUGGGUGGGUUGGAUGUUGUUGUGAGCAAUGGUGGUUGGACAAAGUUUGCGCCAUUCGAGGAUCUGGAGGCGUUCAGUGAUGAGGAAUGGGAUAAAUGUUGGACAAUGAACGUCAAAUCCCAUUUCUGGUUGUUCCGUGCUGCAAAGCCGUUCUUGGAGGCGAAUGAGGAUGGGGGUGUAUUCCUGAUAUCCUCCUCUCUCGCGGCCCUCAAACCAUCCGGCUCCUCCCUCCCCUACUCCACCACCAAAUCCGCAUCCCUCCACCUCACCAAAUGCCUCGCAACAACAUCCACCCGAAUCCGCGUCAACGCCGUUCUCCCCGGUCUCCUACUCACGCAAUGGGGCCAGAAGUUCGGUGAAGAGAAGAUUCGGGAGAUUGCGGAGAGGGCACAGUUGAAGCAGGUUACCGAGGUGGAGGAUGCGGCACAGAUGUUUGUUGGGUUGGCGGCGAAUGGGGGGAUUACCGGACAGGGUGUUUGUGUUGAUAGUGGGAUUGGGUUCAAGUAAGUGAGGGGGGUUGCCGAGG